Molecule: messenger RNA, 864 nt
Organism: Asparagus officinalis (garden asparagus)
Lineage: Eukaryota; Viridiplantae; Streptophyta; Magnoliopsida; Asparagales; Asparagaceae
Product: zinc finger MYM-type protein 1-like
Exons: 2
Coding region: 1-864 (287 amino acids)
Source: RefSeq, a predicted model, not a curated record
AUGGAGAAUGACGAACUUUCAAAGGCAAUUGCGAAAGCUCCCAAAAAUGCCAAAUAUACAAGUCAUGAUAUUCAAAAACAAAUACUUCACGUGUUUCCAGUGAGAUUGAAAAAUGCAAUUCGUGAAGAAAUUGGAGUUGCCAAGUAUUGCAUCAUUGUUAAUGAAGCCCGUGAUGAGUCAAAAAAAGAGCAAAUGUCUAUUGUGUUGCGGUUUGUGGACACUAAUGGAUUCAUUCAAGAACGUUUUUUUGGGUUUGUUCAUGUUUUCGAUACUGCAUCUUUGACUUUAAACAACGUCAUAUAUUCUGCUUUGGCUCAUUACAAUUUGGAUGUUCAAAAUAUUAAAGGUCAAGGUUACGAUGGGGCCAGUAAUAUGAUGGGUGAAUUCAAUGGAUUGCAAGCUUUGAUUAUGAAAGAUUUUAAUAUGGUUAGUGCUUCUUGCAAGCGUAAUGAUGAAUUGAAGAAAGCUCACGUGAAUGACAUUGCCCAUUUGAUUUCUAUUAAUGAACUCGAGACAGGGCCUGGACUUAAUCAGAUCGGCACUUUACAACGAGGUGCUGAUACACGUUGGAGUUCUCAUUUCAGAUCAUUAUCAAGUUUGAUCAGGAUGGUCAGUGCAGCAUGUAUGGUGUUGCUCAAAAUUAUGGAGGAUGGGCUUCCUUCCCAACGAGCUGAUGCGACAUCUGUUUAUGAUGAAAUGACUUCGUUCGAUUUUUUAUUUAUCUUGCAUCUAACGAGUGAGAUUAUGGGAAUCACGGGUUUUCUUUGCCAGACUUUACAAAGGAAGUCUCAAGACAUUUCGAAUGCAAUGGAGCUUGUGUCAUCUACAAAAAGAUUACUACAAGAGUUAAGGGAUGACAAGUAG